AUGGCGGACUCCUUGCUCUCAUUUAUUGUAACCUUUGAUACGACAAAGAUCAUCGUUACUGAUCCAUCCAAGUUCUCAUUUAUUGGCUCCAUUCCUGAAGCUAUGCUCAGUCGUAUUUCUGAGUCAAGUAAUGUUCUUCAACAGUACAAGAAGCAUCCAUCUGUUGGCCCAAGAAAGCUCACACUGGCUAUGAUCCGUUCAAUUGAAGAGGCUGACGAGCCAACCAAGAGGGGUAAGAAUCCUGAAACACAGAAGGAAGGACCGAUCAUUAACCAAACUAAGGGGCAAACCCCCAAGAAGCGAAAAUCUAAUAAAGCAGCCCCUUCUCAGGCUCAACCGAAAAAGCAAAAGAAGCCCGCUAGGAGACUUAUUGUGCAAUCUUCCAGCGAUUCAGAUUCAGAAUAUGUCCCUCCUAAGCACAAGAACGCUCUUCCAUUGGAAUAUGAGAGCGAAAGUUCAGAAGAUGAGGCUUCGAGCCGCGGUGCUACUCCUCCUCGCUCCCCUACCCCAGAAAUUCCGGUUCGCUCUAAUUCUCCUUCACCUCCACCUACAACAAUCCCAGUUUCAAUCCCUCCUAUCUCUCCAAUUACAACCUCUCAACCCUUCACUACAAUUCCUAUUCACACUCCCAUUUUCACAGAUACCACCACUACCACAACCGAACCUCCUACCACAACCGAACCCCCUACCAUAACCGAACCUCCUGUCACAACCGAACCUCCAACUUCUUCCAAAUGCUUAUCUCCCAUGCAAUCUGCUGACACAACCCCUAUUCUAGGUGGUGAGGAUGUGGAAUUCCAUACCACAUAUUUCAGUCCUUAUCGAAUGCAGAGCGAUGAAGAUGAUGAUGAGCCUAUUACAAAAUGUCAUCUAAAGGCAGUAAAUGAAAAGCUUGAUCAACUGCUUUCAUCCUCUUCCUCUGGUGCCUAUUCAGAAACUGCUUUGAAGGCUUUGUUCUCCUCGAUCAUCAACAAACACAGUGCUACUUUAUCUGCUGCAGCCAAGGCAAUAGAGGCCUCCACUUCCCAAUGUCAAUAG
Messenger RNA from Lactuca sativa (garden lettuce), 1038 nucleotides. Lineage: Eukaryota; Viridiplantae; Streptophyta; Magnoliopsida; Asterales; Asteraceae. The record is from RefSeq and is a predicted model, not a curated record.